Oncorhynchus tshawytscha (Chinook salmon) is the source of this 1864-nucleotide messenger RNA. Its product is annotated as reticulon-2. The coding region runs from base 119 to 1537 and encodes 472 amino acids. The transcript is spliced from 10 exons. NCBI's taxonomy places the organism in Eukaryota, Metazoa, Chordata, Actinopteri, Salmoniformes, Salmonidae. The record is from RefSeq and is a predicted model, not a curated record.
AGGGAUAAAGCACGAGAGAGAGAGAGAGAGAGAGAGAGAGAGAGAGAGAGAGAGAGAGAUCCAGAGGAAGAGAGGGGGGCUUCCAGACUGGAUGGGCCCAGCGGUGCCUUGAUGGAGCAUGGGCCAGGUUCUAGGAUUCUCCCGCUGCAAGGAAUAUGGUUCUGUCUCCUCCACACCUGAUUCAACAUCUCCCUGCACUGAAGGUGGGAAUGAGGAGUCUGAGCUGUACGACCUGCAGACGGCCAGGGAGUGGUCUGACGAAGAAGAUGGGGGUCCGGAGGAUGAUGACGGUGGAGCUUCAUCCCCCUCCAUUUGGGGGACCCCGAGACAGAACUCCUUCGAGCCCACCUUCUCCUACAUCGCCAUCGCCGAGGCCGAGGCAGGCGGAUCCUCACGACAUCAUCGUGACUCAUCGUCAGGGAGCCGGCGGAGGAGCGGGGCCAGGGGAGGCCGCACCUCCCUGAGCCGCACGGACACCGUGGAAAUGCUCCUCCCCCUGGACUCCCCCGACGUGGAGUGGGACCCCCACGCCUUCCUCGCCCGAGAGGAGGAGGAGGAGAGGGAGCAGGAGGAAAGGGAUAGGGAGGUCCACAGACAGACUGAGACAGUCCAUGCAUCUCUCCUAGAUACUGAGAUUGAACCUCAGGAGAGGGACACAGAGACCCAGAGAAGGGAGACAGAGCCCCUGGAGCCCCGGCACUACAGUCCCUCAGAGAGCCCACAGGCGGCAUCACCGCCCCCUGAACCUGAGUCUCUUGUAACCAUGGAAACCCAGGUCACAACGCUCACGGCCGCGCGACCAAGAGGCGGCCUCACCGAUGACGUGCCAUCCGCUUCCUCCACCUCCAUUGGUCGAAACACUCAGGAAGAGCUGGUCAGCGAACAGUGGUUUUCAGCAUUCAGCCUAUCAGGCCCCGCGUUAUGCAUCCACGUAGCAGUGAUGGAUCUGAUCUACUGGAAGGACACAGAGCGUACAGGCAUGGUAUUCACAGGGCUGGUGGUUGGCCUGCUGUCCUUGUUCCAGCUCAGCAUCAUCACAGUCAUCUCCACCAUCUCCCUGGGCGUCCUGUGCUUCACCGUCUCAGUCAGCCUCUACUAUAAAAUCCUGCAAGUGCUCAACAUGGGAGACGGAGUGCACCCUUUCAAGGCGUAUCUGGACCUGGACAUCAGUUUCAGUGGGGAGCUGGCGGACCAAUACACGCAGAAGACCAUCGUCACAGUCGUCUCUGCUGCUAACUCACUCAAGAAUCUCUUCCUGGUUGGAAACCUCUUUGACUCUCUCAAGCUCCUGGCUCUGAUGUACCUGGUGACUUUCCUGGGAGUCCUGUGUAACGGCCUUACAGUGCUCAUCAUUGCUGUGAUCACUCUCUUCUCUCUACCACUGUUCUACAGGCAGCACCAGGCAAAAGUGGACGGCUUCUUUGCAGGAAUUCAGGCAAAGAUUGACAACGUCAAGGACAUUCUCCACAGAAUUGCCCAAGGUGGUGGUCCCACCCCUGACCCAACCCCUGGCGGUGCGAAGCCCAAAACACAAUGAGGAGUAACGGCGGACAGGAGAGGAGGAUGAGGAGCAGAGAAGAGGAGGAGUUACAGGCUGUCACUCAGAUGUCUUACUCGGCAGUCUGCUCAGAGCUCCAGAAGGCGGAGCUUCUGAGAUUGGGCAGGUUGUGUGGGGAGUCGAAGCAUGGGGUUGGGACACGAUGAUACUGUUAUGGUGGGAUAGGGUAGGUUGCUACUGGGUCAGGAUGAGGGAACGGAAGUGAUAUCUGGACGAGAGUUGUUGCUGUUUCAAAGGGAGAUUUAAGGCAUGGCCUACAUGGGGGAUUGUGGCUUGAAUGGUACAGACAGCUGCAGUCCAGUAAAA